UUUAAGCAAGGAGACGCUAUGCAGCUGAACCUGGUCACGGUCUUCAUAUUCUCAACCCUUUAUCCCGGGUUCGCUCUUAGCCAAAACUCUGGUGUAAAGUUUAUCACUGCCUUUCCUGAGAAUGUAGCCUAUUAUCACCCAGUACCACCCACACUCCAGCUGUUGAUCACCUCCUACCAGCAGGACACCUGGGUAAAUAUUACUGUAGGAACACAGGGCCUGGAAAUCAGCAAUGUCCUUUCUGAUUGGGAAGUAUGGCCGGUGGUGCUUUCGAGCCAAGAACGGCAGUGGUACAAUGAGUCACAGAGAACCACGUGCAUCUACAGCAACAGGCCAGUCACCGUGCUGUCUGCCAGUAGCAGAAACGACAGCACAGAGAUCAGCGUAUUGUACCCAGUGGGCAGCCUGGACAGCGAAUACUUCCUCACCGCCCCAGCAAACGCCAAAACGAACGAAUCGUUCAACUUUGUCGUCGUGAACGAGGAAGACGUGAACAACUUCACUGUGCAAGGGCAAGACGGCGGGAAUGACGUCCAUCUUCAGCCUUUCCGAAGCGCCCAGUUUCCCAUCUACCCCCAGUUUUUGACGCAGGUGAAUGCCGAAGAGCUUGUGGCGGUGCUUUUGGGAAAUCCCUGCUUGGAUGUAGGUGAGUGUGGCUGUAGUAUGGCAUUCGAGCAGCUGCUUCCAUCCAGCAUGUGGGGGAAGGAAUAUGUCUUGCCGGCACUACCGGCUUCCAGCAGAUUGGAAAGCUUGCUCGUGGUCGGCAGGGCUCAGGACGAACUGAAGAUUUUGUCAGAUCCCAACCUUCACCUCCAGUUCAGCACGCCCAGGUCACUCACCCUCCUGGGGCCCGGCUUCCUCAUGAAUCUUCUACCGGUGGAGAACUGGACCUACAACUUCCUGCUUCAUACCUUCUCCAACUUCUCCAACUUCGCCCUGCUGGUGGUGGAGACCUCAGAAAUAGAUGGGCUGAGGCUGAAGCCAGUCUGUGAGGUGGGCUGUGAUGAGCAAAGUGCUUUGUCUGUUAACUGGACUGCUGUUUCCACCACCGAGUAUUCUCAAGGAAUUCUGGAGCUGGACACAUCAAACAGCACUUAUCUGAUCUGGCAUCUGACCUCCACGAUGGCAGUGUACACCUUUGGGACACACCUCUAUUCAAACAGGUCCUAUGGAAGUACUGCUUUGAGCCUCCCGAGGGUUACAGGCUACCUGGUUCUGGUCAGGGAUGAGCAGAACUGGACCUCGGCCCUGCAGCAGUGCCAAGCCCUCGGUGGGGCCCUGGGCAGCAUCACUAACGCGGACAUCAAGCUGCAGCUCACCAGUCUACUUAAGAAUUCGAACCUGGAUGGCGUCUGGAUCGGCCUGCGCAAGAGUGUGCUCACGGGACAGUGGUACUGGCUCAGCCAUGACCCCCUGGGCACCACUUACUGGGCCAACCACGAGCCCAGAAACAACACACAGGCCUGGUGUGCUGUGGCAUCUCUGGACGAUAACAACAUCAGAUGGAAUAGCGAGAUCUGCUGUUCUUCAUAUCCUUUUGCGUGCUAUAUGUGGUCGUAGGGCCCUUCGCCUGCUGUAUGGGAUAGGAGGGCCCGUCGCCUGCUGUAUGGGAUAGGAGGGCCCUUCGCCUGCUGUUUGGGAUUGGAGGGCCCUUCGCUUGCUAUAUGGGAUAGGAGGGCCCUUCGCCUGCUAUAUGGGAUAGGAGGGCCCUUCGCCUGCUGUAUGGGAUAUGAGGGCCCUUCGUCUGCUGUAUGGGAUAUGAGGGCCCUUCACUUGCUAUAUGGGAUAGGAGGGCCCUUCACUUGCUAUAUGGGAUAGGAGGGCCCUUCGCCUGCUGUAUGGGAUAUGAGGGCCCUUCGCCUGCUGUAUGGGAUAGGAGGGCCCUUAGCCUGCUAUAUGGGAUAGGAGGGCCCUUAGCCUGCUGUAUGAGAUAGGAGGGCCAUUCGCCUGCUAUAUGGGAUAGGAGGGCCCUUCGCCUGCUGUAUGGGAUAGGAGGGCCCUUAGCCUGCUGUAUGGGAUAGGAGGGCCCUUCGCCUGCUGUAUGGGAUAGGAGGGCCCUUAGCCUGCUGUAUGGGAUAGGAGGGCCCUUCGCCUGCUGUAUGGGAUAGGAGGGCCCUUCGCCUGCUAUAUGGGAUAGGAAGGCCUUUCUGUUAGGGUCCUUUGUUUCAUUGAUGUAAGAGCAUCUCUUUUCAGUUAGCAACUAUCCUCAGCUUGUCGGUGGAUAUAUCCUAUCGGCUCAUCACUGAGCUUUUCAUUUUUCACGUUUAUACUGGGCUGGUAGAGUUUGCCUGUUCUUUACCAUUACUGUAUCCAUUAACUUCUUAUUUCGAAGUAUCUUCAGUUCAGAUUAAUGACAAUAAAAAAGUAUUGCCAACA
This is a messenger RNA of Brienomyrus brachyistius, 2376 nucleotides long. Its product is annotated as IgGFc-binding protein-like. The coding region runs from base 19 to 1560 and encodes 513 amino acids. Lineage: Eukaryota; Metazoa; Chordata; Actinopteri; Osteoglossiformes; Mormyridae. The transcript is spliced from 4 exons. The record is from RefSeq and is a predicted model, not a curated record.